GCGCCCCUCCCCUUUCCCUCCUCCUCCUCCUCCUCUCGGGCAGGCGGUGGCGACUGCUGCGGGGCCGCGCGGAGCCUUCUGCACCCGCUCGCCAGGGCCGCCCAGGCCGGACUCCCAGCCCGGAUAUGGCUCGUGGACAGCAGAAGAUUCAGUCGCAGCAGAAAAAUGCCAAAAAGCAAGCUGAGCAAAAAAAGAAACAAGGACAUGAUCAGAAGGCUGCCGCCAAGGCUGCCUUGAUAUAUACCUGCACUGUCUGUAGGACACAAAUGCCGGAUCCCAAGACCUUCAAACAGCACUUUGAAAGCAAGCAUCCUAAGACUCCACUUCCUCCAGAAUUGGCUGAUGUUCAGGCAUAAAGUUGUCUACAGGUGAAAUCAUGGCACCUAUUGACUCUUCUACUGUCAGACCUUACAUAACAAACCUGCAGCUGCUUUUCUAAAACUGUUGAUCAGCAAAAAUGAAGGGGCUACAGAAACACUCAUAUUUUUAUGCUGUUCCCUCUUGGGCUUCAUGCAAAGACAAUUCUGUGUAAAUGUACAGUUGUGCCCUAUUUGGAAAUCCUGAAAAAUCAGUCCAUACUUGUUAUAAAAAAUUUUUUACAAUUGUAAUUAUAUUGAUGUUCAUAUUGUGUAAAAUAACUCAUUUAAUAAAGUAGUACUUUGAUUUUACAAUAUCACAGAUUAAAUCCUUGUAGAGGUUCUGUUUCAACUUUCUGCAUUAUCUGCCUUAUAAAAUAAUAAAAAAGACAAAGUGGAAUUUUCCCCAUCCUGCCAAAACAUGAGCAGUAUUAUUCCACUGAAAGUAAUGUACAUUACAGAAAAUUAAGAUUAAGUGAAGAGGAAAGCUGCUCAGAUUUACUGUUCAGUGUGCUGCCUGCUUGAGCCCAGUCACUUGUGGUCAAGUUGUUGGCUCAAGGUGCAGCAGACUCCCUAGAAGCUGCACAAGAAUAAUGAGACUUCUUUCUACAUUUUUGUCCUGUGUACUGGAGUCUAAUACUGCAAGCCAUUUUGAAUGGGAUAUCUUUACUGUGAGGGAUCAUCUUCUUGAAGACACUCUGGAAUGAAUUCUUAUGCUUGGUGUCCCUUUUAUAGCAGAGGAAGCUGAGGGGUGGCAGGACUGAGGGCUUCUGGGUGCGCUGGCUUGAAAAGUGUUUGCAAACACCAACGUUAAAGCAACUCUGCUCUUAGAUGAAAGAUUGAUCUGGAAAGAUUUUUAAUUAUAUUUUGAGCAGUCAACCACACAUAUUCCCCCUCAGAUGUGUGGUUAUUUCAGUAGCAACUCUUCAAGAAAUGCAUAAAAGAGCCAGCCAUUAACAACCUUCCUUCAGCCAUUAACAACCUUCCUUCCUUCCUUCAGGUUUUUUUCCUUCAAAACCUGCUUAAAAUAAGCCUGUUGGAAAAGCCAAAGAAACAAAACUAAUAUGGCUACCCUAAGAAAUCAAAUGUGAUUAAGGUUGCAUUGACAAGAAAAAGCUGGUUAAUAAUUCUCUGGACAAGAGCAUUUGAGCAGCUAAACAUAAUUAUCCUUAAAGUGUUCUGGGCUCAGAUCUAAUACCAGAUGUAUAGCACAGAAGUAGUGGAGGAACAUCUGAAUUGUGCUAGGUCUGCUAUACAAAAUCCCAUCUUUGGCAUUUGGGGGGGGGCGGCUUAUUUAAGAGCUUUAGUUUUGACCUUGCAGUAAGAAGCAAUAUUAAAUUUGCUGUGAUUUACCGAGGUUACAGUGGAUGUAAAAAUUCUGGCAGUCCAAGUAGCCCUUGCUACACAGCAGGUCUGUACAUCUGACCUUCAAAUGGCCUCCUAAGAUCUAGGACCAUAGUCUCAAAGACUCAUUCACUUAAAAGAAUGCACUUGGUAUUUUAUUAUAUAAAGUCAAAGCCUUUGUCUUUGUCCACUCAUUUGCUCUUUAUUGAACUACUUCUGUGAGAUUAGCUUCCUGUCCUCUUUGCUGUGACAGUAUCUGUAAAUACUUACUUUGGCAUAAAGCUUCUCUGUAUUAUAGUCUCUCCAGGUUAACCUGUAUACCACUUAACUUUUAUAGAUAAUGUUGUUCUCCUCUCAGAGUAAUCCAGUACUGCACUUGUACACCUGACUUGAGAAUGUAAUGCUUCUUUUAUUUUUCUUUAAUGUUAUCAAUUCGUAUAUCCUGAAAAACUGGCUUCCACAAGACAAGAAAUCUGCUUUUGACAUUUGUGCUGUAUGGGGGAAGAGAUCCAUGAGUGUUCUGAUGCUGUAGUUUGUCUAAAAAUAUGCUGAGUGCAAAUGGAUAAAGGUGUUUCUUGCACUGACUGGUGUUUGAUAAUCUGGUUUUACUUUGGAAAAUGUUCUGGGAUGUAUCCCUAUAACUCGGUCCUGAGGUGAAGUAUAUGUUCUAUUCCUUCAGUUCAGAUUGUGUAGCAUUAAAUAAAAAGAUUUUGUUUCAUAAA
Molecule: messenger RNA, 2422 nt
Organism: Calypte anna (Anna's hummingbird)
Lineage: Eukaryota; Metazoa; Chordata; Aves; Apodiformes; Trochilidae
Gene: ZNF706
Product: zinc finger protein 706
Exons: 4
Coding region: 126-356 (76 amino acids)
Source: RefSeq, a predicted model, not a curated record